CUCCCCGAGAUUCAGUUUCUUCGUUGAAUGGCAUCGAGUUGAUCCUCUCUUUGCUUGGCCUGUAACAACAUUCAAAAGAGUUGGUGCAUUUCCAUUUGAGCUAGUGGUGGCCGAUCAUCGAUCAUUCAACCUGUUGCGGCUCCAAGAAGCUCUGCCGUCAUCGCGAUCGCACCUCACCUCGGUCUCUCCUUCCGGAUCUCACGCGCGGCUACUCCCCAUCUUCCUUUCUUCCCCUCCUCACUACCAACCAGCUUCCAUUCGGUGGUAUCUGCUCCCAAUUGACAUGAUACAAAAGACUCCUUGAUACCCUGCAGAUUUUCUUUGCGAUUGAUCUCUCCAUCCAGCCGUCCGCCCGCCAUCAUGCGCGCCAGCUCGAUCAAGCGCUCCCUUGGAGUCAACCUGACCACCAAGAUCAAGGAGUCGCGCGUCCUCCUGGUUGGCGCUGGUGGUAUCGGCUGCGAGCUUCUGAAAAACCUCGUCCUUACCGGCUUCGGCGAAGUUCACAUCAUCGAUCUCGACACUAUUGACCUCAGUAACCUGAAUCGACAGUUCCUUUUCCGACAUGAACACAUUAAGAAGCCCAAAGCCCUGGUUGCGAAAGAAGUUGCGCAUAACUUCCAACCCGGCGCAAAGUUGGAGGCUUAUCAUGCAAACAUUAUGGACCGUCAAUUCAACGUUGGUUGGUUCGAGACGUUCGACAUCGUUUUCAACGCACUAGACAACCUGGCUGCUCGGCGUCAUGUCAAUAAAAUGUGUCUUGCAGCUGGAGUACCGUUAAUUGAGAGUGGAACCACUGGCUUCAAUGGACAGGUCCAGGUCAUUCAGAAGGGAGAAACCGAAUGCUACGACUGUAACCCCAAAGCCACACCCAAAACCUUCCCUGUCUGCACUAUUCGUACUACACCGUCACAGCCCAUUCAUUGCAUCGUCUGGGCAAAGAGCUAUCUCUUGCCGCAGCUUUUCGGUGUCAGUGAAGAUGAGGCGGCCGAGCUUGACAUGACAGAGAACGCCGACAACGCCGAUGAAAUUGCGAACCUCAAGAAAGAGGCAGAUACUUUGAACGAGAUCCGAGAAUCCAUGGGAUCAGAUGACUUCCCCAGAAAUGUGUUCAGGAAAGUCUUUGAAACCGAUAUGGAGCGACUGCGUGGUUUGGAAGACAUGUGGAAAGAACGAGAAGCGCCGAAAGUACUCGUUUUCGAUGAACUUCAAGAAAGUUCAGCCUCUACAAAUCUUCCAGAUUCCAAUGGCGAUCAGCGCGAGUGGAGUAUCGAAGAAAAUCUUGUCGUGUUCAAGGACAGUUUGAAUCGCCUCAGCAAGCGUUUAAAGGAGCUCCAAUCGAAGAAGAAACCGGACGACCCUGAGCCGAUCUUAGCCUUUGAUAAAGAUGAUGAAGAUACCCUGGAUUUCGUCACGGCCACGGCAAAUCUCCGAGCAGAAGCCUUUCACAUAGGACGCACUUCGAAAUUCGACACCAAGCAAAUGGCUGGCAAUAUCAUCCCUGCUAUUGCUACUACCAAUGCUAUGACCGCUAGUCUUUGUGUUCUGCAAUCCUUCAAGGUUCUUCAAAAUGAUCUUUCACACGCCAAAAUGGUUUUCCUGGAGAGAUCUGGUCCACGUGCAAUCAAUUCGGAAGGGCUCAGAGCUCCAAAUCCAUACUGUGAUGUAUGCUCCGCCGUACGAGGGGGCCUCUCAGUUACCCCUAGUGCAACACUACAGGAUCUUGUGGAAGGCGUGCUCCAAAAGCAGCUUGGUUAUAAUACGGACGAGAUCUCUAUCCUGGCUAACGAAGACGUUGUCUAUGAUUUUGAUACGAAGGACAAUCUCCCAAAGAAGCUGUCAGAGCUGGGAAUUACGAAUGAUUCCUUCGUGACCGUCACAGACGAAGAUGAUAUCGAGCAAGAUCCUCGCGUCAAUUUAGAGUUUUGGAUUGUUGAACAAACCGAGCCCGCCGAAGCUGCGAAGGUCAUGCUAAAGACUCUCGAUAUUCCACGGAGGAAAAAGAAGCCGGUCACGCCCGAGCCAGACGUUGCAGUUGUGACAAAUGGCACAGCAGGGACUGGUAAACGUAAGCGCGAGGGUGAAGAUGAGCUUUCGACUGACGGUCAUACUGCCAAGAAAGUUGCUGGCGAAUCAGCAAAGAACGGUGACGAAGAUCCUGCUGGCGAGUCAGCAAAGAACGGUGACGAAGAUGUUGCUGGCGAAUCGGCAAAGAAUAGUGACGAAGAUGUCGUUGUCAUCAAUGAUGACGAAGGUGCCAUUUUAAUCGAUGAUUAGACUCACAUCUUCCUGGCUUAUGCGCAUGUAUUUGAAUCCUUUGGCAUGGUUAAGGACCGGUUGGCACAGACAUGGAAACUGGCCUCUACUUCUUACACGUUAUGUAACAUACCUUUAACAUUUUUCCCAAUUGACUCUGGUAUCAGAACCGAUUUAUUACAAGC
Penicillium brasilianum is the source of this 2438-nucleotide messenger RNA. NCBI's taxonomy places the organism in Eukaryota, Fungi, Ascomycota, Eurotiomycetes, Eurotiales, Aspergillaceae. The record is from the annotation of a GenBank genome assembly.